Messenger RNA from Venturia canescens, 4798 nucleotides. It is a transcript of the gene Hnf4, whose product is annotated as Hepatocyte nuclear factor 4. The record is from RefSeq and is a predicted model, not a curated record. Lineage: Eukaryota; Metazoa; Arthropoda; Insecta; Hymenoptera; Ichneumonidae. Gene Ontology annotation, cellular component: nucleus. The coding region runs from base 1450 to 2838 and encodes 462 amino acids. Gene Ontology annotation, biological process: anatomical structure development; cell differentiation; regulation of transcription by RNA polymerase II. The transcript has 7 exons. Gene Ontology annotation, molecular function: RNA polymerase II cis-regulatory region sequence-specific DNA binding; nuclear receptor activity; zinc ion binding.
UUCCCAGUCGUGACUGGGCGCUCGAAUGAGCCUGGUUGAGUGUGAAAGUGUAAAUGUGCUGCGGCAUCCGCAUACCGGUGUACGCAUCUUACAAAUCGCAUCGUAAGCGCGUACGUAAACAAGAAAUGGAAAUGGAAUUGGCAGCGGCGAGGAAUCGGAGCAACUGACGAGCCUCGAUCGAGCGAAGCGCCAGUCGCGACGGAACUCUUAAAGAUCCAUUUUAAUUUUGGAAUAUUUUCCAUUCAUACACCGCUAUCAGCAUUCGCAUUGUCCAGAUGCUGGCCUGACGGAAUGUGUCUCCAACACAUCCGCGGCGGAUCAUCACCCACGGAAGCGGCUGGCAGGCCUAAUCAACGCACACCCGCGUGCGGCCCCGCGCUUCUCAGUGUUCCUCAUAGAGGCCUAUGGACUUACUAUUCUCGUCGGUAGCCAGCUAGACGCGCGCGCGAAACGUCAAGGGACUCGAUCGCACCCGGGCGAAGUUGGUUCCUCUCGCAAAACGCCUAACCCCAUCUCAGUCCCGGGCUCCGUGUCAACAAACACACAGCUUUUGCCAACGACUCUGCAGACACGUUCCACCUCAAUUGGACAUCGACCAAUCGCUAAUUCGUCGCGUGACCCCCGUCCAAGACAAGGGGACUUCGGAGGCUGCUGCGACAAGCCGGACCAUCGAUUGACGCACGUCGGAUCGUCAAGCAUUCGCGCCGUUCCUCCUCCGGGACUCCGGGACUCCAUUUGAGCGGGACAGCUCCGAAGUCGUCGGGCUCCGGCCCCGUGGCCCCGAAACUAGGCUAUUUUUGCUCAACCCCCUUCUUUCUCCUCGCGCAUUAUCGACCGACGCAUCUAAAUUCUCUGCGCAAUUCUGACGCUGGCUGUUCGAUGGUCGAACGAGUGUUUCAACAGUGCUCCAAAUAAUAAUGGCUGGCGAUUAGAGCGAGCGAACUUGUUUGAAGUGUUUGAAACAUUCUUCUAGCAGCCAAGCCAGCCAAGCAACGAGGGUCGGGACGAAUCGACGAUUUCUCUGCCCAAGUGCCGGUUGGUCGUGAUGAACGUUCGCCACCUCGAUUAGCGACAUGCGCGAAUCCCCCUGCAAACCCGAACCGCCAUUUUUCCCUUUAUCAGACUUACCGAUCUGUCGAAUUGUCUUUUUUUCAUCGUCUACUUAUUCCUCACGCUCUUUCAUUAAUAAUAAUCAACGGACCAGGAGGCUCAUUUUAUAAUUAUAAAUUUCAUCGCUAAACACGUGGAUCGCGAAGCUUUUAUUCGUUGGGAAUUAUAUAGUGACGCGAGUGGCGCGCGAUUUGAAACUAUCGCUGAACACUAAAUAAAAUUCAUCACGAAGCACCGCGUUUCGGUCUCACUGUCGACACUCCGCGAGCAUGAGGUUGCUUUUCAAUCGCCAAAAAACAGGAAUUUUUUUAUUUUGAAAACUCUCGCUCGAGCUUGAGGAUGGGUCUCGCAGAUGCGGAUUUGAGCAUGGGGGCCGGAGGGGCGGGAGGUUCAGUUUUGGGUAUCCCCGGAUCAGGGGUUGGUGGAGUGCUUUCCCAGCACUGCGCGAUCUGUGGCGAUCGCGCAACGGGCAAGCAUUACGGUGCAGCCUCUUGCGACGGCUGCAAGGGAUUUUUUCGUAGAUCAGUCAGAAAAAAUCACUUGUACUCGUGCAGAUUCAGCAGAAAUUGCGUCGUCGACAAGGACAAACGAAACCAAUGCAGAUACUGCAGGCUUCGAAAGUGCUUCAAAGCUGGCAUGAAGAAGGAAGCCGUCCAGAAUGAACGGGAUCGAAUAAGUUGCAGGAGGCCGAGCUACGAGGAACAGACGAGCAACGGCGGUGGUCUGUCGGUCGUCUCCUUGCUGCAGGCUGAAAUGCUCAGCAGACAAGUUGGGGCGGCGUUGGAGGUGCAACAAUUGGGGAGCCCCAGCAACGAGACCGAUCUGAGCAACAAGCAGAUAGCAAACAUAAACGACGUCUGCGACAGUAUGAAGCAACAGUUACUGAUCCUCGUCGAAUGGGCAAAGUACAUUCCCGCUUUCAGCGAACUCACCCUCGACGAUCAAGUGGCUCUGUUGCGUGCCCACGCAGGGGAACAUCUUCUGCUAGGGGUCGCGAGACGCAGCAUGCAUCUAACGGACGUGUUGUUGCUCGGGAACAAUUGUGUCAUCACUAAAAGCUGUCCUGUCAUAUCUUUUUCCACAGAGGGACGCAACCAAGACCUCGACAUAAGCAGAGUAGGCAUAAGAGUCAUGGACGAACUGGUAAAACCGUUGAACGAGGUCCAGAUCGAUGACACCGAGUUCGCUUGUCUCAAAGCCAUCGUUUUCUUUGAUCCGAACGCGAAAGGUUUGAGCGAGCCAGCGAGAAUCAAGCAUCUCCGUUACCAAAUUCAGAUUAAUCUGGAAGAUUAUAUAAGCGAUCGGCAGUACGAUAGCCGAGGUCGGUUCGGUGAGAUCCUCCUAACGUUGCCAGCCCUCCAGUCGAUCUCCUGGCAGAUGAUCGAACAGAUUCAGUUCGUGAGAUUGUUCGGUGUUGCCCACAUCGACAGUCUACUUCAAGAAAUGUUGCUGGGUGGUGCGACCGCCGAGCUAAACGGCACCACGACCCCCUUGCCGAUGUCAAACGCUCCAGGGAGCUACGUCAGCAGUAACGAGAGUCCCAGCAGCCCGUUGACACCGGCCAACGCAGGACCGUUGAGUCCUCAGGAUCAUAUGCUCGGCGCUGGCAGUCCAGUUAUGAUCCUCAGAGACUUGACGCCCAUCGCGACGGAGGAUGACACCAACACCGUCGCCGGAUUUCGCCUUUUCAAGCAGGAACCGAGCCUCGAAACGGAAACUACUUUCUGACUAGGAAACGAGCUUUCCACGACAAUGGCAGGGCUCAGCUGCUAGAACUCGUCCUGCAGCUUCUGCAAGGAACAAGGAAAGAUCAACAACUCACGGGGAAACAAGAUUCCUACCAAAGUCAAGUAAACUUAUCUUCAAGUGCCUCUUUAAAGCCCUGGGAACAAAAGACAUUUCAAAACGAUUUUCCUCGCUCCAUUAUUCAAAUCGCUCCAGUCCUAACAGAACGUGUACGGCGAGAGAAAGUCAAAGACUUUGUUAACUCUUUUUGUACUAAAAAGAUCAUGUUUUUUUGUUUGUAAGUCGCCAACAAAUUGUUUACGUAUACAAUGCGUGCAUAAUCAACGCUACGAGAAAUGACCUCGAUAAUCAUUAGAGAAAAUGCGAGACGAGGUCGCCGCUUCUGAGACUAAAGGUUAUCGGAAAUGUAUAUUUUUGCAAAAAAAAAAAUCAACGACGAAGAAAAAAAAUAUUGUGGCAAUCUUCAGCCUAACGCAAAAUAGCUCAAUGCGAUACCGAUUAUUCCAAAUCAUUUCAUUCUUUGUACACGAGUCUGUCGAAAUAACGAUUCUCACGAAUUCACUUAUUUCUUCGUGAACCUUUUGUUUUCUUCUUUUUCUUAUUUAAUUCUUAGGCUUGAAAUUGAACAUGGUGCUCAAUAAAAUUUUGCUCAAAAUGACGAUUAAGCUUCGCAUCUGUCGUGCAUUCGUCGUCAAGUGCAAUAAAGCUCCUCGGAUCAUCGUGUAAAUAAAUGGUAAUGAAAAAGAUGUUCCUUCAAGAGGAAUCGUCGUCAAAGUAGCGUUAUCGUUGAUUUAACUUAUUAUUUAAUGUGAUAACGGGUAAGAUCGCGCAAACGUCACAUCGUCCGUCGUGGUGAAACGUCGAUGAUUGACUUCGAUGAUUUUCCCCAAGGGUGGACAAAAUUCCUUAAGAACGCAACUUGAAUGAAAAUUAUAUCGAAUUUCGAGUUUUUAUUUUUUUUUAUUUUUUUUUUUUUUAAUCGUUGCAUUUCUGUAGUAAAAUAAAAAAAAUGAAAGAAAAUAUGUUCAAUUGGGCACAGAGAAAGUUGACGAAGUUUUUUGGGAGCGAUUACGACUAAUUUUCGCCUGUUAUGCGUACGGGGAAACAUCGUCGCACAUUCCAGUUGAGACAACAAAUAAUAAUUGUAAAUAAUUCUUAAGUAGGUAAAAAACAAAAGACCCUAAUCGUCGAGGUUCUCUUUUCUUCUCAUUUUUAUACGGAAAAAUGUGUACGCCAUUGCAAUGCAAUUUAUGUUAAGUAAAAAAACCACGCCACGUGGACGUAAAAUGGGUAUUCCAUUGUUAAUCAACUUGAGCUCCCUUGUUAUCGAUUUAUUGUCCGACUCAUAGUGACACGAGGCCGGUAAACGAGCAAUAAUUAAAACGGAAAAGAUUUUGUUUUUUUCGAAAAUAAGAUGCAAAAUUAUUUUUCAAUUUUCUUUGUAAUUUUUUUAUCGCCUACAAGUUUAGAUCGUAUUCUUUCAUUUAAUACACACGGCCAUUUAAUUUGCGCCACGUUACGACGUCUCGUUUUUUACGUAAUUGAUAGUUCAAAGAGAAAAGAAAAAAACAUGAAAUCGAGCAUUUUCACGAAAAAUUUCAGAUCCCAAUAACUCGACUUUUCCCGAGGUCAAUCAGACAAUCAUUGGCUGAAACGAGGUGGAAAGGUUUCGUGACGAGUUUACAUCGUUUCAUCUGGCCGAUGUUUAAUUAAGAUAUUCUGACAUAAUAUAGUCGUGGGUUGUGAAAUGAAUGUUAUCAUUAUUUGUUGCCUUGUAUGAACACAGCAAAUUUAUCUACUAAAUACAUUUCGAACAUUGUCCACUAUGUUAUUGUGACUGAAUUCGUACAAGAAAAGUGUAUAUAAAAUUUAUAUGUUGUUAUUUAAUUAUUAUUAUCGUAUACGAUAUUUGUAUAUUUGAAUAAAGGGAUAUGUGAUUGAA